Molecule: messenger RNA, 1025 nt
Organism: Vollenhovia emeryi
Lineage: Eukaryota; Metazoa; Arthropoda; Insecta; Hymenoptera; Formicidae
Exons: 2
Source: RefSeq, a predicted model, not a curated record
AUAGAUUAUCAAUUUAUUAUCAUUUGCAUUUUUAAUAUAUACUAUAAUACAAAAAUUCAUACAGCAUGUACUUGUACUUUUUAGGUUAUAUUGAAACAUUUGCUGUUACAUUAUUGUAUGUGCUCUGGAACUGUUCAGUUAUUUCGAGACACUUCUGUCAGAGGACGAGGAAUGUCGGCAAUGCUUUCGACAAUUUCGCAGCUUGUGCACGAUGCUUAUUUUAGUGCCGAUGGAGGGUAUUAUCGGCGACAGUGCCAAAAGUAUACAAAGUAUUGUCGACCGCGACACGAACGUUGCGCGGAAGUACGGAUACGCGGGAGGUCUUCGAUGGAAUGCGAUCAGUGCCGCGGAGAUAUUCGAGCCUGUGCUCGCUUACUGGGAAAAGCGCGUGGACACCGACAAGAGCAUGCUCGAGCAUUUGCUUAACACUGGCGUCUUGCUGGAACUAAUGAAUUUGUUCGUACACAUGAACAGAGAUGAAUUUUACUCCACGCACGUGUCGGUCAAGUGCAAGUCGUGCCUGGGCAAACUCUGUACAGUUAAGAGGGACUUGUACAACGCCGUAGUGAUGAAAUGCAGAUUCGUCAGUCUAGUAUUUGCAUCUCUCGACUCGACGGAGUCGAACCGAGCCCUACAGAUUCUGAGAGCUUCAGGUAUCUUGAGAAUCUCUUUCGUGCUGGACAGAUUGAGCGUUGUAUAUUACAGCAAUAAUUUGUAUAGGAAAGCUGCGACUGUGUGCACAUUGAAUGCCUUGUUAACGUAUAACCAGUUAAACACAAAAGCUUUUCGUAGAUGGGUGCACAUUAAGAAAAUUACGCCCAAAGAAGUCGCAAGCUUAGCUACGCUGGACUGCUUGACCAGUAAUGAAGAUGAGAUAAAGAGCGAACUUGGACUUUCAAUCGAUAUCUCUAAGUACGACGUUACCGCGUUGUGUCUGCGUAAAGUCAAAAGUUUACUGGAGAAACAGGUCGCAUUUGCAAACGGCGUGGCAGCGGUUCUGGAAAAAUUGAGGAAGCUACAGCCGA